AUGUUCAUCUCUGUCACUGGAACAUCAAUAGUACCUGGUUCUUCUUCUGCAGUCUCUGUGCCCUUGUCGAUGUCCAUCUCUGUUACUGGAGCAUCAGCCACUGCAUUGGCAGUCUCUGUGCCCUUCUCUUUCACUUGUUCUGCAUUCGCAGUCCCUGGAUCAGCAGUCACUGAUGGCUGGGCAGUCCCUGGAUCAUCACUCCCAGCAUUGGCAGUCUAUGUGCCCUUCUCUGUCCCUUUUUCUGCAUUGGCAGUCCCUGAUGGCUCCCCUACAUAG
Arabis nemorensis is the source of this 276-nucleotide messenger RNA. Lineage: Eukaryota; Viridiplantae; Streptophyta; Magnoliopsida; Brassicales; Brassicaceae. The record is from the annotation of a GenBank genome assembly.